AUGCUAUCAGGCCUACCUCCGCCCCCAUGCUGGGGCAAAAGAGGCAGUGGUGAAGGGGGAAGCGGGGUUGGAGCUGACGCCCCCCACGGGGGUGGGAGGCUGGGGUGCCCAGAAGUCCCAGCCCAGCCUCCGCUGACCCCUCCGGGCUCUUGCCUCUGUCUGUCCCCAGCCUCCGGCCGCUCCCACCCAGCCAGCCCCAGCCCCCCGGGGCCGCAGGCCAGCCCCGUGCUGCCGGUCAGCUACCGCCUGUCGCGGACUCGGCUGGCCUUCUUCCUGCGGGACGCGCGGCCCCCGCCGCCUGCGGUCGCCAACGGCUCCCUUCAGCGCUCGGAGCCCUUCGUGGUGUUCCAGACCAAGGAGCUGCCCGUCCUCAACGUCUCCCUGGGGCCCUUCAGCACCAGCCAGGUGGUGGCCCGGGAGCUGCUGCAGCCAUCCAGCACCCUGGACAUCCCUGAGCGCCUGACCGUCAACUGGAAGGUGCGAGCCUUCAUCGUCCGCGCCCGCGUGCCCGCCUCGCAGCCGGUGGCCCAGGUGCUGUUCUAUGUGGCUGGCCGCGACUGGGACGACUUUGGCGUCACCGAGCGACUGCCCUGUGUCCGCCUGCACGCCUUCCGGGACGCCCGGGAGGUCAAGAGCUCCUGCCGCCUCAGCGGGGGCCUGGCCACCUGCCUGGUGCGGGCCGAGCUGCCCUUGGCCUGGUUCGGACCCCCCGCCCCCGCCGCGCCGCCCACCACCCGGCGCAAGUCUCCGGACGGGCUAGACCCGGAGGCCACGGGGGAGAGUCAGCAGGCCGAACUCUACUACACCCUCCAUGCCCCCGACGCGUCGGGCGGCUGCGGGGGCGCACGUCGGGGAGCCGGGCCGGGGACCGGCGCCCGCGCCGAGAGCCCCACCCAGCACCCACUGCUGCGCAUCGGGAGCAUCAGCCUGUUCCGCCCGCCCCCCAGGAGGGCCCUGCAGGAGCACCGGCUGGACAGCAACCUGAUGAUCCGCCUGCCCGAUCGGCCCCUCAAGCCUGGGGAGGUGCUCAGCAUUCUCCUCUACCUGGCCCCCAACUCCUCCUCUCCCUCCAGCCCCAGCGUGGAGCAUUUCACACUCAGGGUGAAGGCCAAGAAGGGUGUGACCCUUCUGGGCACCAAGUCACGGAGCGGCCAGUGGCACGUGACCUCGGAGCUGCUGACUGGGGCAAAGCACUCAACAGCCACCGUGGAUGUGGCCUGGGCCCAGGGCACCCCGCUGCCCCCCUGGGAAGGCCAGGGGCCACUGGAGAUCCUGCAGCUGGACUUUGAGAUGGAGAACUUCACCAGCCAGUCGGUCAAGCGGAGAAUCAUGUGGCACGUCGACUACCGCGGCCACAGCGCCCUGCCUGACCUGGAGCGGGCGGUCACCGAGCUGACGGUCAUCCAGCGGGAUGUGCAGGCCAUCCUGCCCCUGGCCAUGGACACCGAAAUCAUCAACACUGCUAUCCUGACGGGCAGGACGGUGGCCAUCCCGGUCAAGGUCAUCGCCAUCGAGGUGACUGGUCUUGUCCUAGAUGUCUCUGCCCUAGUGGAAUGUGAAUCUGACAAUGAGGACAUCAUCAAGGUAUCCAGCAGCUGCGACUACGUGUUUGUUAGUGGAAAGGAGUCGCGCGGGUCCAUGAACGCCAGGGUCACCUUCCGCUAUGACAUCCUCAAUGCCCCUCUGGAAAUGACAGUCUGGGUCCCCAAGCUGCCCCUGCACAUCGAGCUCUCGGAUGCACGCCUCAGCCAAGUGAAGGGCUGGAGGGUGCCUAUCCUCCCCGACCGGAGGUCGGCCCGGGAGAGUGAGGAUGAGGACGAGGAGGAGGAGGAGCGGCGGCCGAGCGCCAGCCGCGGCUGCACCUUGCAGUAUCAGCACGCGACUCUGCAGGUCUUCACGCAGUUCCACACAACAUCGUCCGAGGGCGCCGACCAGGUGGUCCCCAUGCUGGGCCCGGACUGGCUGGUGGAGGUCACUGACCUGGUCAGCGACUUCAUGCGGGUGGGGGACCCCCGAGUGGCACGCAUGGUGGACAGCAGCACACUGGCGGGCCUGGAGCCGGGCACCACCCCCUUCAAGGUGGUGUCCCCACUGACGGAGUCUGUGCUUGGGGAGACGCUGCUAACAGUGACGGAGGAGAAGGUCAGCAUCACACAGCUGCAGGCCCAGGUGGUGGCCAGCCUCGCCCUCUCCCUGCGGCCCAGCCCAGGGAGCAGUCACACCAUCCUGGCCACCACGGCUGCCCAGCAGACCCUCAGCUUCCUCAAGCAGGAAGCCCUUCUAAGCCUCUGGCUUUCCUACAGUGAUGGCACCACAGCCCCCCUCUCCCUCUACAGCCCCCGGGACUACGGGCUGCUGGUGAGCAGCCUGGAUGAGCGGGUGGCUACGGUGACCCAGGACCGGGCCUUCCCGCUGGUGGUGGCGGAGGCCGAGGGCGCCGGGGAUCUGCUGCGUGCAGAGCUCACCAUUGCCGAGAGCUGCCAGAAAACCAAACGCAAGAGUGUGCUGGCCACGACCCCUGUGGGCCUGCGGGUGCACUUUGGGCGGGACGAGGAGGACCCCACUUACGACUACCCAGGGCCCAGCCAGCCAGGCCCCGGCAGGGGCGAGGACGAGGCCCGGGGAGCCGGCCCCCCGGGCACAGCGAUGCCAGCAGCUGAGGCCCCGGGCCCGGGCACUGCCAGCGCCGUGCCGCCCACGGAAGACUUCCUGCCGCUGCCCACCGGCUUCCUGCAGAUGCCGCGCGGGCUGACGGACCUGGAGAUCGGCAUGUACGCGCUGCUGGGCGUCUUCUGCCUCGCCAUCCUCGUCUUCCUCAUCAACUGCAUCGUCUUCGUGCUGCGCUACCGGCACAAGCGCAUCCCGCCCGAGGGCCAGACCAGCAUGGACCACUCUCACCACUGGGUGUUCCUGGGCAACGGGCAGCCACUGCGGGUGCAGGGAGAGCUGUCUCCGCCCGCGGGCAACCCGCUGGAGACCGUGCCUGCCUGCUGCCACGGCGACCACCACAGCAGCGGCAGCUCGCAGACCAGCGUGCAGAGCCAGGUGCACGGGCGGGGCGACGGCUCCUCGGGAAGCUCGGCCCGCGACCAGGCUGAGGACCCUGCCAGCUCGCCCACCUCCAAGCGCAAGCGGGUCAAGUUUACCACCUUCACCACGCUGCCCACGGAGGAGCUGGCCUAUGACUCGGUGCCCGCCGGCGAGGAGGACGAGGAGGACGAAGAGGACCUGGGUUGGGGCUGCCCGGAUGUGGCGGGCACCACGCGGCCCACGGCACCCCCAGACCUGCACAAUUACAUGCGCAGAAUCAAAGAGAUCGCGUAGAGGCGCCGUCCCCUGGGGGUGGGGGUGGGCUCUGUGAGGGACAUGGCUGGGACCCCCCUCACACUGACGCAGGCUGGCCGACGUGGAUUUUGUACUCCCUGCCCCUGCAGCUUUGCUCCGUGCUGGGUGGCCGCCUACCCUACGGGGUCCUUCCCGCCACCUCACCCCAUACCCGAUUCUGCCACCCAAGGUGGAGGGCUCCUUCCUCAGGAGCUUUGAGGAGAAAAGCAAUCCCGGGCCUUGUUCCACUCUUCCCAGACCUCCUCCCAUCUUAGACAACCCCCUGCCCCAAAAGUGAGGCAUGGAGGCCAAGCUUGGGGUGAGGUGGGCCACACUGUGCCCCUGCCCCCCGUGUCCCCUGUCUUCCCCCUGUGUUGGGGGGGCUUUGGGGGGUCUUGUGUCACAAGCUGCACAAAGACUUUUCUCAAACCACUAUUCAGGGAUUUCUGUCCUGCAGGGUGGGGAGGUGGCCGUGGCCUGCCCUGCCAAGGAUCUUGCUGUGGACAAACUAUCGGUGGUGGGGGGCGGGGGGGACACUUGUAGCAUCUGCUGGCUUCUGGGUGCCCCUGGUCCCUUCCCAGGACCUGGGAGCUGACCCUACAGAGGGGCCUUGGGCCAAGCCAGGCACCUUCCUGAGAUCUCAGGACUCCCUCCUCUGUCCCAACUGGCUGUGGGCAGGGGCCUCAGUGGGGAGGAGCCCUGGGUCUGCCCCUCGCAAACCAUACCCCAGCACUGUGGUCUGGGCAGCCCAGGGAAGCCGGGUCCCCCUGCUGAGCCCACAGCGAGGUCAACACUGCGCCUUAGCCCCACCCCUCCUGCUCUGCUGACCAUGCCUUCCUCUCCGCAGGGGCAGCAAGCCACCCUCCCCCCAGGAAGAAGAAUCUGGUGGGAGGGGGAGAGGGUACCAGGGGACAUGCUGUGGAGGACCUUGGGACAGGCCAAGGCAGCCGGGAGCCAGGCGUCUCCCCACCCCUCCCAGCCCACAGCCCCUUCUCUCUUGGGUUCUACCCACCACUGUGUCUGAUUUUCUUAAAUAAAUGGGGGUGACCAGACUGGACCGGAGCAGCAGCUCCUGGAGAAGAGGAA
This is a messenger RNA of Lontra canadensis (Northern American river otter), 4410 nucleotides long. RefSeq names its product transmembrane protein 132E (gene TMEM132E). Bases 1 to 3324 code for a protein of 1107 amino acids. The record is from RefSeq and is a predicted model, not a curated record. NCBI's taxonomy places the organism in Eukaryota, Metazoa, Chordata, Mammalia, Carnivora, Mustelidae. The transcript is spliced from 8 exons.